AUGGAUCUCUUCUUUCUGUUGCCUUCUAAUAUGAAGGCCAAGAUAUUGUCGCCUUUGGAGCUUGACGAUCCUUCUGGGACAGGCUUUAUUGAGAGCUUCUCUGAUGAAAUCUCGCUUACGGAUCUUCAAUUAUCUAGAACCGAGUAUUGUCGCACUCCUGCACAAGAUGCCCUCCUUGGUCUCGCCCCUGAUCCAGAAGCAGACUCAACUGAAAUGGCUGGCGUCUCUCCUGCCCCGGACACUGACUCCAGUAAAAAAAAAUUUCAUGAAACUGCUGAAGCAGGUGACUCUUUAGGCGUGGUAAGAAGCAGACAAUCCUCUAGUUUAUUAGUUGGUUACUUUUAA
Messenger RNA from Protopolystoma xenopodis, 345 nucleotides. NCBI's taxonomy places the organism in Eukaryota, Metazoa, Platyhelminthes, Monogenea, Polystomatidea, Polystomatidae. The record is from the annotation of a GenBank genome assembly.